CAGAGGCCAAAGCCAAGGCAGAAGAGGAGGCACUUGCUUUGGCUGAGCAAUUGAAAAUGGAGGAAGAAGAAAUGGCAAAAGCAGAAGCCGAGGCAAAAGCAGAAGCCGAGGCAAAAGCCAAGGCAGAAGCAAAGGAGCUGGCUUUAGCUGAGCAAUUGAAAAACGAAGAAGAAGAAAAGGCAAUGGCAGAAGUGGAGGCCACAGCCAAGGCAGAAGCAGAAGCAAAGGCUGAUGCUGAGAGGUUGCAAAAGGAGGAAGAAAAGGCUGCCCUUGCUGAAGCUGAGAAGCUGAAGAAGGACCCGGAAGAAAAUGCUGAGGGAGAGAAUGCUGUUGAAAAGCUGGUUAAUAAGGAGGCCAACGGAAAGGAGAACGAAGAACCUACCAAAUCAACCCCCGACAAUUGGAAAAAGAGUACCUCGGCUUCGGAAACAAAUGGCCAUGGAGAAGUAGCGAAGUUAAAAACCACUGAGGUUGGUUCUGCGAGUUGGUUCUCGAAGAAUAUGUACGGACUCAUGUUGGCGGGAGUCGUGACGGUGCUUGCUGUUGGCAUGAACAUGGCACUUUCCAAACCGAAAGUGGAAGGAGGAGACCAUUCCUAGGUUUAUCUGCUUCGUUUAAGUUUGUUGGACGAACUUAAACGAUUGCCGGUCCAGAAACCUGCCAGAGCAAGUGGAGCAUAACAAUAUACAACGACUGGUGCGGUUGCUUGGUCUCUAGCUAUGAAAAGAACGCAGACCAACUGGGCCCUGUGCAUUUGCUCAAAACCAAAAGACGAGCAUGCCAGUAUUCUGCUUAUGGUGCAUUUUUUUAAAAAGUACAUGUAAAUAGUAGAAUGCAAUCUACUUUUGAACAAAUUCAGCUGUAUGGAGUAGUUGCCU
Seminavis robusta is the source of this 878-nucleotide messenger RNA. The record is from the annotation of a GenBank genome assembly. NCBI's taxonomy places the organism in Eukaryota, Bacillariophyta, Bacillariophyceae, Naviculales, Naviculaceae.